CAAUCACACACAAGAGGCAUAAAGUCAUAUUGCAGUUGAGAAAAGGUGGAACGCACCCUCCCUCCCGGUCCAGAGGACAGUUGCGUCUGCGGAGGUGCGCGCACUCAGCAGCGUGCCGCCGCUCGGGUCGCCCGGACACUGCGGUGGAGGACCGGUACCUUUGCCAUCGCUGCGGCUGCUCGCUCCCGGCACUGUGCACGUCCCGGCUGCGGACUUCCCGAGCCCUGGAGAGAGAGAGAGAGCAGGGGAGCAGGGAAGAGCCGAACGCGCCAUGGCCGAGUCCAACCCGCUGCGGGGGUUCCCCCGUCUGCGCCGGGCUGCGACCUCAUUUCCAGGAAAUCUGCAUUUGGUGUUGGUGCUCCGCCCCACCGACUUGUUUAGCUCCGCCCCCAGUCCGUCUUCAAGCACUGACCUGGGCUUCCGCUUCAGCCAGGAUGACUUCCUGUUGAAGAUGCCGUUGUUGAUGCUGCAGUCGGUCGGUGACCUGCUGCGAUACAUCGACGAGAACCACCUGACGACAGACUUCACGGCGAAAGUGGAGUACUGCCAGAGUGACUGGGUCGUCCUCCGCACGGCCAUUGAGACCUUUGCGGUGACAGUGAAGGAGAUCGCUCAGCUGCUGCAGAGCUUCGGUUCGGAGCUUUCGGAGACCGACCUUCCGGAUGAAGCCAACGCCAUCGAGUCCCUGCUGCACUCCCACACACACCGAUACAGACAGAUGAAGGACGAUAUCCGGAGCGUGCAGAAAGAAGGUCGGCUGCUGCUGUCCAACCUGGAGACCGUCAAGGCCUCCAAGAGAGAUGUGGAGGAGGAGCGCGACCUCAAAUCAGACAUGGGCACAGUUCAAAGACUCCUGGCUCAGCUCAGAGACAUGGAGGAGGCGUUCGAUGGCUUCUUUGAGAAACACCACCUGAAGAUGCAGCAGUACCUCCAGCUGCUGCACUAUGAAAUGAGAUUUCAGCAGAUGGAGGAGGCACUGGAGAACAUCGGUGUCCAGGAGAUGGACAUUGCCUCUGUGGGAACCACGGUGGUUCUGACAGAACAGCUGCUGACGGACCUGGAGAUGCUGGACACACGCGCUCAGGAGGAGAUGGCCCGCGCCCAGGUGGCGAUCCUGUACGGCCACCAGUUGGCCGCCAACCACCAUUACGCCCUGUCGCUCAUCAUCCAGCGCUGCAACGAGCUGCGAUAUCGCUGUGACAUCAUCACCGCUGCCAUACGCACAAAGCGGGCCUCGCUCAGCCGAGCACGAGACCUGCUGCUCCGUCUGGAAGAGGCCCUUCGGUGGUGUGAUGAUGGCGCCUACAUCCUGGCCAGUCAGAUGGUGGACAAGUUCCAGACCAGAGAGGGAGCUCAGGAGGCACUGGAGUACCUGAGCUGUCACCAGGAGAGGGCGCCAUCAGCACUGAAAAACACCCACGACAUUCUCAGCCUGGAGUUUGAAGCCAUACUCACCCCGCAGCUGCAGUUCCAAAUUACCAUGGUAACAGAGAAGCUGAACGCGGUGCAGUCCAUGAUCAGAAACAGAGAGCAGUGUCUGAAAAAGUUGGCGGACGUACAAGUCAGACCCGUUCAGCUGGUGGCCCCCAGGCCGGAACCUGACCAGCGCUGCAAGUCACCCCUCUUCUCCCCCAAACAUGGUGUAGACUUCAAUGUCCUGAACACCAAGUUCUCUUUUGACUUGCUACCUGGCAAAAGAGCUGCGAGGAGGAACAACAGCCAACGCAAGAUCGAGGUAAUGCACGACUUCCAAGGCAACCGCAGCUGUCUGUACGGCUCCACCACGGACACGGAAUCGGAGGCAGAAGACAAUCCAGAGCAGCUCACGCGCCAUAUUAUGAAGGAGCUGAUAGCGACAGAGAGGAUAUAUGUGGACGAGCUGCUCUCUGUCCUUCUGGGCUACAGGGCAGAAAUGGAGGACCCAUCCAUGUCUAAUCUUCUUCCUUCAGCUCUUUGCAGCCAGAAGGACGUUCUCUUCGGCAACAUGCCAGAGAUUUACCAGUUCCACAGCAGGAUCUUCCUCCAAGAUUUGCAGGGUUGCCUGGAGACACCAGAGAGGGUGGGGACUUGCUUCCUGCAACGGAAAGAGAAGUUCAAGGUGUAUGAGCGUUACUGCCAGAACAAGCCUUGCUCCGAGUUGCUAUGGAGACAGUGCUCUGAAUCGCCCUUCUUCAAGGAAUGCCAGAAGAAGCUGGACCACAAGCUGGGUCUGGACUCUUACCUCCUCAAACCAGUCCAACGUCUCACCAAGUACCAGCUGCUCCUCAAGGAGCUGUUGAGGCACUGCACGGAGGAGCGAUACCGCUGUGGACUCCAGCAGGCUCUGGACUCCAUGCUGGAGCUGCUCAAGUCUGUCAACGACUCCAUGCACCAGAUCGCCAUCACUGGAUACCAGGGGGACCUCAGCCAGCUGGGCCGAGUGGUGAUGCAGGGAGGCUUCAGCGUGUGGAUCAGCCAUAAGAGGGCAGCGGUGCGAAUGAAGGAGCUGGCCAGGUUCAAACCCAUGCAGAGGCAUCUCUUCCUUUACGACUUUGCUCUGCUCUUCUGCAAGCGCAGAGACGAGGACAAUCACGAGAGGACGCCCUUCUACAGCUUCAAAUCCUGCCUCAGAAUGAGUGCAGUGGGAAUCACAGAAAAUGUGAAAGGAGAUGUGAAGAAAUUUGAAAUCUGGUACAGUGGCAGAGAAGUAGUGUACGUAGUACAGGCUCCCACACUAGAGGUCAAGGUUUCCUGGCUGACAGAGAUUCGAAAAAUUCUGAUUAACCAUCAGAAACCGUGUCAAGAUGAGGCUCCUUCUCUUCCUCUUUCAGACAACCCCCUUUCCGACAGUGCGUCAGAGAUGUGUGUGUCGUGGGGCGGAGCGUCGGUGGGAGGCUGCUCAGCGUGUCUCCCUGUUCCUCACAGCUCCUCCACAACAAGUUACCCCCACAGACAACGGGAGGAGGAGUCAAUCGACACAAGCCCCGCCCACACGGAACCCAUCGUUCACUCACCUCGACGCACUUGGCCUGUUCCUGCCCACUCAGUGGCCAUAUGUGAGGGUCUAGAGGACUGGGGUGCAGCUACGGAACUCUCCAACUUAACAGACUCAGACGAGGAGGAUCAGCCGUCCCCCCUGGUGGUGGGCAGGUACAGGGUCAUGGUCGAGAGCAGCAUGGCCAGCACUGAUGACAUCAUCUUUAACUGCGGCGAUGUCAUCGAGCUACUGCAUAAGGAAUUGUCAGGAAUGUGGAUGGUGAGGAAUGUAAGUCGUGGGGAAGAAGGGCGUGUUCUACCCGAGGACCUGCACAGGAUUCUGGGAGAGACCUGCUAAGAGCCAAUCAGAACAGAGGAUAGAUGACACGCACAGAUUCACAUGUGCGACAGACUCAUGUGACACUGCAGAGAUGUUCAGCAGAAGAAGAACAUCACCUGCACAUUUUACUCUUCCAACCACUGGGACAUUUUCCCCUCAGAAGGCUGUACAAUUCAGAACUGACCUCAGAAGACUAACAAUGCAAAGCACAUAUGUGGGACCUUGUUUUCUUUAGCUAUUUUUUUCCACCAGUAGAUUAUUUUGGAUUUGGCAUUAUAACUAAAGACGUUGAAGUUUUGUUGUACACGUUUUAUCAUUUCUAUUUUCUUAUAAAAUACGACGGAAGUCAUGGAUAUGCCUCUCGACAUAUCAAUAAUGUUUGUGUGCCAAACAGCUCAGAUAAUUAUUGUGCACAGCAGCCUGCUACAUCACUAUAAAUGCAUGUUGCAAAUCGCCAUGGUUACUCCGCCUCUUAUAGGCAAAAACAGACAGUUAGCAUCUUCUUGGUUAAUGUACAGGACUGGAAAAAAACAAGGGAAGAAAAGAAUAUCCAGCAGUAGUAAGUCCAGGUCUCCUCGUUCAUAUCAGCCACAGUGGAUUUGUUUACAAUUUUCUGUUUUACUUUUGCUGCAGUUGAUAUAUUUUUUUAAUUGUUGUAAAAAAAAAUCUUCUAAAUUUGUUAUUUUAGAUUGGGGAGAAUUCUGCAACUCUUCUAUGAAAUGAAUCUUGUCCUCCUGCAGCUGUUAUUGCCACUGAGAUGAGAUGCGCUUUAUGUCUCUGUUCGCUGCUCUGCAUGGACACACACAUCUCAUGCCCGAUGCUUUAUUUGUGUCCGUACUGCUAGUUUAACAUGGGAAUUAUGAGUAGGAACAGGUAGUAAUAGGUACGCAAUGAUAAAUAAGUGUAGAAUUUGAAUUGCCAGAUGAACUAUUACAAUUACAUCGUAGAUUACUACAUGUAUAAUAUGGACUUUCAAUUUAGGGAAAUGAUUUAAUUAGAAAGAAAAUAUUCACAGUUUUAUAGUUAAAUCAUGAACAGCUAUUCCCUUAACUGUGAAUAUGUACAUCAAUUUAACGUUCAUCUAAAUGGUAAAACAUUUUUGAACAGUUAGAUGUUGGCACUCAUCUAUCAAGUGACUGAAGUUACAUUACUUUCCUCCCCAAUUGUUGCAUAUCUGGAUUAUUAUUAAAAUCUCGCGAAAUUAAACUAUAGAUUAAUUUAAACACUGAAUAUGGUUUAUUCUUACACACAGUGGGGACACUUGAUAGCGAGUGCCGGACGGUCUAAAUAAGGUGUGACCAAUGAAACUCAUUAAUGAGUAACAUUUUACCAUGUUUUAUUUAUUUAACGUCCACCCAAAACAGGCUAUACACUAUAAUCAGGUGUGUUAAUGGUCAGGCUACAAUAUGUUUUUUCCACAUUACCUUUAACUGGCGAUUGCUGCUUUUGCUCAUUUUGCACUUUUUUAUAUUUUGAAUCAAUGAAUGUGAAAGCUUGUAUUAUGCCUAUUUUCCUAAAUAUAACACAGGGUUAUUAGAUUUCAUUCAA
Messenger RNA from Pseudoliparis swirei, 4843 nucleotides. RefSeq names its product proto-oncogene DBL (gene mcf2b). The record is from RefSeq and is a predicted model, not a curated record. Bases 272 to 3313 code for a protein of 1013 amino acids. Gene Ontology annotation, cellular component: cytoplasm. Gene Ontology annotation, molecular function: guanyl-nucleotide exchange factor activity. Lineage: Eukaryota; Metazoa; Chordata; Actinopteri; Perciformes; Liparidae. Gene Ontology annotation, biological process: dendrite development. The transcript is spliced from 27 exons.